CUGAAUAUCCUUUUUUACUCGACACCGGGGCUACCAUGUCCUCAGUGGGGAGGGAAUAUGCGGGUCCUUUAUCUACACGGUCUGUAAGCUCUGUGGGAAUAGAAGGGGUUCCUUUCCAUUCCAGUUGCACGCCCCCCCUUUCUGUUACUUGUGCCCUUGAUCCUUUACUGAAGUUUUCUCACUCCUUUGUUUGCAUGCCUGAUUGCCCUUUUAACCUGCUUGGACGGGACCUCAUGAGCCUCCUAGGGCUCUCUAUUUCUUUUAAUGGCUCACACAUGGUUGUUGACAUACCAGACGAAACCUCGUCGGCUGCUCUUGCCCUCACCUCUCUUUCUCUUCCCCAUAACCUUCUCAAUGCUGCUUGUGCCGUUACCUGCCUCACACCCUCUCUUUCUGAUCUCCCAGCUUCUCUUUGGGCGGAACAUAAGGACGAGGUGGGCUUUGUUAACUGUACCCCUUACGAGGCGGUCAUUAAACACUCUUCGCCAGUAUAUGUAAAACAGUACCCCCUUUCCCCAGCUAAACUGUCUGGCAUUGAUGAUGUUCUGUGUUCUCUCCUAGAGCAAGGUGUGGUUGUUCCCUGUGUCAGCCCUUAUAACACUCCAGUGAACCCGGUGCAGAAGCCCAACGGCACGUGGCGUUUCACCCAGGAUUUGCGCUGCCGAACUAUACGCUCUAACCCGUGCAUGUGUUAUUGCCCAGGACACAGACGUCACUAUCUACACUGAUUCACGUUACGCUUUCGGCGUUGCUCACGACUUUGGUCGGAUUUGGGCUUCGCGUGGGUUCACCACUGCAGACGGUA
Messenger RNA from Neoarius graeffei (lesser salmon catfish), 805 nucleotides. RefSeq lists its product as uncharacterized. The record is from RefSeq and is a predicted model, not a curated record. The transcript is spliced from 2 exons. Lineage: Eukaryota; Metazoa; Chordata; Actinopteri; Siluriformes; Ariidae. Bases 36 to 728 code for a protein of 230 amino acids.